Lachnellula hyalina is the source of this 1611-nucleotide messenger RNA. Its product is annotated as Cytochrome P450. The transcript has 2 exons. The annotation marks the transcript as partial. Gene Ontology annotation, molecular function: oxidoreductase activity, acting on paired donors, with incorporation or reduction of molecular oxygen, reduced flavin or flavoprotein as one donor, and incorporation of one atom of oxygen; heme binding; iron ion binding. Lineage: Eukaryota; Fungi; Ascomycota; Leotiomycetes; Helotiales; Lachnaceae. The record is from RefSeq and is a predicted model, not a curated record.
AAAUUGGCAGCAGUCUCUGACCGUCGUUGUGUGGUCAGCACCUUGUUCACAAUGUACCUCUUUACAGUUCUCAUACUUUUUGUUAUCUUUGUCAUUUACAAAGUAGUUUUGUCUAAGCAAAAGACAAAGCAAUACCAUGCCGAAGCAGCCCGGCGAGGCUGUCUCCCCGCACCUACUUUGCACAGUAAUAAUCUUCUGGGAACAUCACGUUUGAAGGAGUCAAUCAAAGCAACCAAGGAAGACAGGGGCCCUCAAUAUGUUAUUUCCGCCAUGAAUGAGGUCGGGAGUAACAUUCACACUGUUCGGGUUCCUAUUUUGGACUAUGAGCUACUCGUAACUCGCGAUCCGGAGAAUGUCAAGGCUAUGCUCUCUGCACAGUCUUCUGAUUACGAUAUUAGCGCUACCCGUGCCAAUGCGUUCAUGCCAUUGCUGGGUGAAGGUAUUUUCACAUCAGUUGGACAGCAAUGGAAACACUCCCGCGCCCUCGUCCGCCCACAGUUCUCAAAAGAUGAAAUCUCGAACCUGGAUCUUAUAGACCGUCAUAUCCAAACGUUUCUCGGGGUACUUCAAACACAGGAGACGGGCUGGACUUCAACCAUUGAUCUUCAACCCCUAUUCUUCUAUUUCAGCUUGGAUGUAGCUACGGAAUUUCUUUACGGUCAGUCCGUGAAUUCCCAAGCUGCAAUUGCAGGUUUAGCGAAUGCCAACAACCGAAUCGACGGCGCUGCUUUUGCCCGCCAUCUCGACGAAGCCAAACACCUUGUUGACAAGCGUGGUGCGCUUGGAAAAUUCUACUGGCUUAUGCCUAUGAAGACAAUGAAUGCACACUGCGCCGAAGUGCACAAAGUGAUAGACUUCCUCGUCCAAGACCGUCUUACAUCCAAAAGGACGCCGUCACUAGAAGGGGAAGGAACCCGGAAGUUCGUCUUCUUAGAUGAGCUUGUAAAGGAGACGCAAAACAUAACCGAACUGAGAAAUGAAACCCUGCACACUCUGCUCGCAGGACGGGAUCCUGCAGCUGCGCUCAUGGGCUGGACAUUCUACUUACUAUCCCGACACCCUGCUACGUUCUCCAAGCUCCGGUCUAUCAUUGUGGCGGAAUUCGGGUCCUCGACGAGCAGUUCUGGUAUCACUUUCGAGAAGCUUCGUUCCUGCACGUUUAUACAACAUGUCUUGAACGAGGUGAUCCGCAUUGUGGCCAUCAUCCCCAUGAACGAGCGGAUUGCAUUACGUGAUACGACCUUGCCCCGCGGUGGAGGAGAGGAUGGUACGAGUUCGAUUUUUGUAAGGAAGGGGAUUCAGGUGCUGAUACCAGCUUAUGCGAUGCAACAUCGUCCGGAUAUCUGGGGAGAUGACGUUGAAGAGUUUAGGCCGGAGAGGUGGGAAGGACACAAAGUAGGGUGGGAGUGGAUCCCAUUUGGUGGUGGGCCAAGGAAAUGUCUGGGCCAACAAUUUGGAUUCACUGAAGCUAGCUUGCUGGUUGUGAGGUUCUUACAGCGUUUUGAUGGGGUUGAGAACAUGGAAGGGCCGGGGAGAAUCAAGUUGCAUACCGCGAUUGAGAAUCGUAGCGGUACAGGAGUAAAGGUUAGACUUCAUAGUGCUAGCUUGUAA